Molecule: messenger RNA, 1398 nt
Organism: Piliocolobus tephrosceles (Ugandan red Colobus)
Lineage: Eukaryota; Metazoa; Chordata; Mammalia; Primates; Cercopithecidae
Product: SPARC-related modular calcium-binding protein 2
Exons: 5
Coding region: 478-849 (123 amino acids)
Biological process (GO): extracellular matrix organization
Cellular component (GO): basement membrane
Molecular function (GO): calcium ion binding; heparin binding; extracellular matrix binding
Source: RefSeq, a predicted model, not a curated record
UUUUAUUUUCCUCAACAUGUAGAGGAAAGAUUAACAAAUGUCUAAUUAUGUACGGGAGGGUGCUGGGCGCUUUUUCUGUUUAUUAAUUGACACUUCGACGGCUGGGUGUGAAUAACCGAGUGGGCUGGCUCUUUCUCACCGAUGCGGCUGGGCAGGGGCUUUUCUCACACACAAGGACGGGUCUCCCAGGGGCCCAGGGCACUACAUUCGUGGACUCUGGAGACAGGACAGGAAACUGGAGCCAUGGUUUCUCCCACGACCUUUCAAGCAAAAGUUUAGGACUCUGACGGGCCAGGGGCACUCUGCUCUUGUCCCACACUCACAUCCGCUUGGACAAGUCCUGUCUCUGCUCCUAGCUCUCCGGCAUCUCUCUGGCUGCCCUGCUGCUUCCUCCAGGUGAGUUUCCAAAUAGACUGUUGCCCGGGUGCCAAAAAGCAUGAGUUUCUGACCAGUAUUCUGGACGCGCUGUCCACUGACAUGGUCCACGCUGUCUCCGACCCCUCCUCCUCGUCAGGCAGGCUCUCGGAACCCGACCCCAGCCACACUCUAGAGGAGCGCGUGGUGCACUGGUACUUCAAACUCCUCGACAAAAACUCCAGUGGAGACAUCGGCAAAAAGGAAAUCAAACCCUUCAAGAGGUUCCUUCGCAAAAAAUCAAAGCCCAAAAAAUGCGUGAAGAAGUUUGUUGAAUACUGUGAUGUGAAGAAUGACAGAUCCAUCUCGGUACAAGAACUGAUGGGCUGCCUGGGCGUGGCUAAAGAGGACGGCAAAGCAGACACCAAGAAGCGCCACACCCCCAGAGGUAAUGCUGAAAGUACAUCUAAUAGACAGCCAAGGAAACAAGGAUAAAUGGCUCCCACAGCGAAGGCAGUUCCUAGACACGUGGGAAAUUCCCUCACCAACGAGCAAUUAAGAAAACAAAAACAGAAACACAUAGUAUUUGCACUUUGUACUUUAAAUGUAAAUUCACUUUGUAGAAAUGAGAUAUUUAAACAGACUGUUUUAAUCUGUGAAAAUGGAGAGCUGGCUUCAGAAAAUUAAUCACAUACAAUGUAUGUGUCCUCCUUUGACCUUGGAAAUCUGUAUGUGGUAGAGAUGUAUUUGAAUGCAUUUAGGCUUAAUUUCUUCGCCUUCCACAUGUUAACAGUAGAGCUCUAGGCACUCUGGUUGCAAUCCUAUGGCUUCCCUAACCCCUGCAGUCACUUCCAGACGGCUGUGCUUACAGCAUUGCGGAAUCAUGUUGGAAGCUCCACAUUUCCGUGGAAGGUUGUGAUGUACGGUUGACCCUUCAGGCAGUUAACAUGCACGGGCUGGUUUGUUUCUUGGGAUUUUCUGUUAGUUUGUCUUGUUUUGCUUUCCAGAGAUCUUGCUCGUACAAUGAAUCGCGCAACCACUAAA